AGGCGGAUCUCCGAAGCACCAAUCCGCGGUGUUCCUCCGGGCGUUUAAAGAGCUCUUUGUGUCAAUCACCCGUUUUUUUUUUCAUCGCCAUAUUGGGCGCCGAAAAGCCUCGCCUUGUUAUUUCUCUUCCCCUUUUUUUUUACUACGAGCGCAGUUGAUAGGUGUGGCCAUCACGAACGCUGCUUUUGUUUUGAUGCUCGUCGCCCGUCCGUGUUUUUCGCACAUGUGGCGCACCCGGGGUGAGUCUGCCUUCACGCCCGUCGCUUUGGAUCACGUCAACGCAGGAGGGAACGCUCUGUAACAGCGGUCGGGUUUGUGUUUCAGUCCUCGAACGCCUUAAAAUGUCAAAUGUUCGCUUAUCUAACGGCAGCCCGACGCUGGAACGGAUGGAAGCGCGACUGUCGGAUCAGCCCAAGCCGUCGGCGUGUCGGAACCUGUUCGGUCCGGUGGAUCAUGAAGAGUUAAAGAAGGAUUUCCAGCGGCAGCUGAAGGCGAUGGAGGACGCGUCGGCGGACGCGUGGAACUUCGACUUCUCCACGCACACGCCGCGCGCCGGCGGCAGAUACCAGUGGGACGCGCUGGACAUCCGCUCGGUGCCCGGUUUCUACAGCAGAUCGGUGCGGGCGAAGGGCUCCGAUCUCCACAUGUGCUCCUCUGGGAAUAAUAACGACAUUAACGUGGAUGUUAACGGCAAUCACGACUGUCGGGUAACGGAGCAGAGCGCGGAGACGCCCGAAAAAGACCGAGAACAGAGGAAAAGAAGCUCUUGUGUCGACUCGUCGUGUCAAAGCAAACGCUCACACAUCUGUGUGGAUGAAGUAACGCGGACGCCGAGAAAACCCAAAAAACCCAGAAAACACCCCAGUCCUACUCUAACAUAAACCCAGAGAGGGCUGAAGCUGAUGCUGUGGCUUUGAUGACCUCAGUGCUCGCUGAACGAAAGAUGGAUCAAACAUAUCAACUCUAAGAGUGUGUUCAAGCACUGAAACAAACGCUAACGUUCUAGCACUCAAGAAUAAAGCCGUGGAUGUAGCAGUGUGCAAUUAGGUGGAUCUCCUUUUGUGCUCGUUUUUGGUUUUCUUACUACCUGUGUAUAGAAACAUAUAUAUAUAUUUUUUCCUUUUCAUAUGUAGCACAUAAUUAGUAAUAUGUUGGAAAAAAUCUAUUUUUUUUUCUUUUCUUUUCUCUUUUUUUUUUUAUUUGGAGGUGUGAGUUUGGUUUGACUUGAAGAGCCACCGUUGCAGAGUAGGUUUUUAUUUUUUUGGCAAUGCUGUUCAUGUUUAUUUCACAUUUUGAAGGUCUGUUUUUGAACAAAUAUAUCUAUAUUUUCUUUUCCACAUGAGGUACACAGAAUGGAUCCAGUUGGAUCUGAACAUCUCAGCCUCUUUUCUUGGUUUUGUUUUAAAGGUGAUGUAAAAGUGUGUAUAGCAUGGACCAGUAUUAACAGUUUCAGGCACUUCUGUGGAGGAGAAACGUCUCUCACUCUUAAAUUAUUUCUUCGUAAGAUGUUUCUUGAUCAUCUGUAAGUUGCGUGACGUUUUCUACUGAUUUCUUUUUUCGUUUCACUUUUGUUUGACUCAUCAGUCUUGAUUUUGCCUUGUUUUCUUCGCUCCUGCAAGCGUAUGCAUCUGAAACACUCGACAUAUCGAUUCUGUGGUGAAACCUGAUGCAGAACUGUAUUUAUAAAGUAAAUAUUAAUAUUUGAUUUACACUGCCUGUGUAUUUGUGUAAACUUUGAGAUGUACCUUUGUACAUAACUUUGUAAAAAACACUGAGAAAAUUAACUAACUUAUUUAUGACAAGGUUUCUUUUUUUGGGGGGGUUAAAAUGUGUUUUUGGUCAAGGUUUGAGUCGUUAUCUUUGUAAAUGCUUUUUUUUUUUUGGUAGUUUCUUUUUUCUAAAUUUGUAAAAUAUUUUAACAAGUCGUAAAAGGUUGCAAACUGAGCCUGAUUAAAAUAUUUGAUAACUGCUUCUUUUUUUGUCAUGUGUGGUUAUACAUUGUGCUGCAAUCAAUUAAGAAAUAAUUAAAUUAUUCCAACCCACA
Molecule: messenger RNA, 2044 nt
Organism: Carassius auratus (goldfish)
Lineage: Eukaryota; Metazoa; Chordata; Actinopteri; Cypriniformes; Cyprinidae
Product: cyclin-dependent kinase inhibitor 1B
Exons: 3
Coding region: 342-881 (179 amino acids)
Biological process (GO): negative regulation of cyclin-dependent protein serine/threonine kinase activity; negative regulation of cell population proliferation; G1/S transition of mitotic cell cycle
Cellular component (GO): nucleus; cytoplasm
Molecular function (GO): protein-folding chaperone binding; cyclin-dependent protein serine/threonine kinase inhibitor activity
Source: RefSeq, a predicted model, not a curated record